AUGUCAAAACAUAUGUUGAUUCUCUCUUCUAAACUAAACAUCAAGGGCGGUGGCGGUGGCGGUGGCGGUGGAGGUGGCGGUGGAGCGGAGGGCGGGGCUCAGCUCACCUUGGCUCGGCGGGCAGGCGCGCAGACCUGGCGGCCAACAUGUACCAUCAGAGAUUAUGUCUACUUUGAGAAUUCCUCCAGCAACACUUACCUAAUUAGAAGAAUAGAAGAACUCAACAAGACUGCAAGUGGCAAUGAGGAAGCGGAAGUAGUGUGUUUUUAUAAAAGACGAGAUAUUUCCAAUACGCUUAUAAUGCUUGCGGACAAGCAUGCUAAGGAAAUUGAGGAAGAAUCUGAAACAACAGUGGAGAUCGACUUGACUGACAAACAGAAACAUCAGUUGAAACAUAGGGAGCUCUUUUUGUCACGCCAAUAUGAAUCUCUACCUGCAACACAUAUCAGGGGAAAAUGCAGUGUUGCCCUUUUGAAUAAGGCAGAAUCUGUGUUGUCAUAUCUUGAUACAAAGGACACAUUUUUCUACUCAUUGAUCUAUGACUCCUCAGUGAAGACCUUAUUAGCUGACAAAGGUGAAAUCAGAGGGGGUCCUAGAUACCAAGCAGGCAUUCCAGAAAUGCUCCUAGAAGGAGAAUCAGAUGAGAGGGAACAGUUGAAAUUGGAGGUUAAAGUUUGGGAUCCAAGUAGCCCACUUACGGACCGACAGAUUGACCAGUUUUUAGUUGUAGCACGUGCCAUUGGGACAUUUGCUCGAGCUCUCGAUUGCAGCAGCUCUGUGAGGCAGUUGAGCUUGCACAUGAGCGCAGCUGCUGCUUCCCGAGACAUCACCUUCUUUCACGCUAUGGAUACGUUGUACAGACAUGGCUAUGACUUGAGCAGUGCAAUUAGUGUCUUGGUACCACUUGGAGGACCUGUUUUAUGCAGAGAUGAAAUAGAAGAAUGGUCAGCCUCUGAAGUUAGCUUAUUUGAAGAGGCAUUGGAAAAAUAUGGCAAAGACUUCAAUGAUGCAUGCCAAGACUUUCUCCCUUGGAAAUCAUUGAUGAGCAUCAUUGAAUAUUAUUGCAUGUGGAAAACUACGGACAGAUAUGUGCAGCGGAAACGUCUAAAAGCUGCAGAAGCUGAGAGUAAACUGAAACAAGUAUACAUCCCAACUUACAAACCAAACCCCAACCAAAUAUCAACCAGCAAUGGCAAACCUGGCACUGUGAAUGGAGCUGUGGGGAACACGUUCCAGCCCCAGAAUCCCCUCUUAGGUCGAGCCUGUGAGAGCUGCUAUGCUACACAAUCUCGAAACUUGUUGGCUGUAUUGGAAAAACUAUGGAGGCCUAAAAAUGCCCACCCAGUCAGAAGAGGAGAAGUUAUCUCCCAGCCAAUCAUCAGAGGAUGCCCAAGUUACAAGUCACCUGUCCCAGCAGGCCAUGCAGGGAAUGCCAGUCCGAAACACUGGGAGCCCAAAGUCUGCUGUGAAGACGCGCCAAACUUUCUUCCUCCACACAACAUAUUUCACAAAAUUUGCUCGUCAGGUCUGCAAAAAUACCCUUUGAUUGCUGCAGGCAGCAAGACGUCUGUUUGUUGCUAUUAA
This is a messenger RNA of Heterocephalus glaber (naked mole-rat), 1584 nucleotides long. Lineage: Eukaryota; Metazoa; Chordata; Mammalia; Rodentia; Bathyergidae. The record is from RefSeq and is a predicted model, not a curated record.